Messenger RNA from Leguminivora glycinivorella, 2089 nucleotides. It is a transcript of the gene Mnn1, whose product is annotated as menin. The transcript has 6 exons. Lineage: Eukaryota; Metazoa; Arthropoda; Insecta; Lepidoptera; Tortricidae. Gene Ontology annotation, biological process: negative regulation of cell population proliferation; regulation of transcription by RNA polymerase II; negative regulation of cell cycle. Bases 121 to 1806 code for a protein of 561 amino acids. Gene Ontology annotation, molecular function: Y-form DNA binding; chromatin binding; transcription cis-regulatory region binding. Gene Ontology annotation, cellular component: chromatin; nucleus; histone methyltransferase complex. The record is from RefSeq and is a predicted model, not a curated record.
UAUAUAUUGCAAUUCAAUAUUUAAUCUGUAGAAGGAAUGCAAGCCGGUGUUUCAUUUAGUUGUUUAUUUAUUUCAAUCAAAAACGUCUGUUUUAACAGUGUAAUAUAAUGCGAAGCAAUAAUGUCUGAAUUAUCACAAUAUAAAAAAGCAUUUCCCAUCGAUAGUAUACAAAAAGUAUACGAAUUGUUUGAAGACCAACUACGCAGUGACAAUGAGCCUGAUUUGGCUCUAUUUUCUAUUAUCGUCGGUGCAGUCGAGAAUAAUUUGACUAAUGUAAAGAACUGCGAUAAGGAUGUAAACAUUAUUAACGUGUUGACAAAUAAGCUUGCCAAGAUAAAGUUUCCAUGCGUAGAAUGGGAGGAAGUGAAGGGUCUGCACGAGCGGUUCGUGUCUUUGAUGCGCAGCGGCGUGGACGCAAAGCUGCUGGCCGGCGAGUAUGCGACGCGCGAGCUGGUGAAGCGAGUGGCCGACGUGGUGUGGAACUCGCUAACGCGCAGCUACUACAAGGACCGCGCACACUUGCAGUCCAUCUACAGUUUCCUCACUGGGAACAAGCUCGAUUGCUUCGGCGUAGCCUUUGCCGUCACCGCCGGGUGCCAAGUGCUGGGCAAGCGGGAUGUGCACCUUGCGCUGUCUGAAGACCAUGCAUGGGUAGUUUUUGGGAAAGAUGGGACUGAAACAGCAGAGGUGACAUGGCAUGGAAAAGGCAAUGAAGACAAAAGAGGCCGGUCCGUAGAGGAUGGAAUGCUGGCACGGUCCUGGCUGUAUGUAGCCGGCAAGCCUGUGGUAUGCACACGGCUGAUGGAGCUGGCGGCGCUGGUGUCCUCCAUCAACAUCACUCUCACCCCCACCAUUGAUGUUCAUGAAGUGGCACAAAUGCAGCACAGGCUCCUCUGGCUUCUUUAUGAAAAUGGAUGCCUAGACAUGUACCCCAUGGCGCUCGGAAACCUAGGUGACUUAGACGAGUACAUGAAGCUAUCAAACUGCUCUGACCAAUCAGAAAACACACUGCCUGAAGACACCACCAAAAGUGCCUCUCGACCAGACUCCGCUGCCUUAUACACGCAAGCCAUCCGUUCCUCAAGGACACACUAUGAAGAUCGGCAUGUGUACCCGUACACAUUCCAAGGAGGUUACUACCAUCGGCAUAAGAUGUACAAGGAAGCGUUUCAUGCUUGGGCAUGUGCUGGGGACGUCAUUCGGCAUUACAACUAUUCUCGAGAUGAUGAAGAAAUCUACAAGGAGUUUUCGGAAAUUGCUAAUGAGCUUAUACCCCAGUUAAUGAAGGUUGAAAGCUCAGGGCAUUCUGCACGGUCUAUUCUUAAAGAUCCAGAAUGCUUUGCUUCUCUUUUAAGAUUUUACGACGGAAUAUGCAAAUGGGAAGAGGGCAGCCAGACGCCCAUCCUACACAUAGGCUGGGCUAAGCCGCUGGUCAGCACCAUUUCCAAAUUCGACGCCGAAGUCCGCGCGCAGGUCCACAUCGUCUGCAGCCUCGACGACUCGGAGAAAUCUGAGUCCGAAACAAAAGAAGAAGAAAACAAAUGGAACAACAACUCGGAAAGCGGCGAACUGUCCGUACGGGAACAGCUCACGGCGGCCGUCAACAGCCGGCCGAGAGUCACCCUUCACAGCCACAAGAUGGCGGCACUACAACCCCUGCUGCUAGCGGAGAGGUUAAACACGCAUGCGCUGCAGUUGCAGCUGACGGCGCAGAGUCAGCUGCAGCGGCCGCAGGCGCCCACUAAGCGGCGGGAUGAUGAUGACGCGAAUACUAGUCGCGCUAAGCGCGCCAGGCGCGAGCGCUGAGCGACGUUGUCCAAGUAAGAUAUAGUUACGCUGCACAGUCACAAGAUGGCAGCAGCUGCACUAAAACCUUUGUUGCUAGUGGAGAGUUUGAAUGCGCAUGUACUGCAGCGGCUGCAGGCGCCCACUUCGCGGCGGGAUGAUAACGACGUGAAUACUAGUCGCGCCAAAUGCGCCAGGCGUGAAAGCUGAGCGACGUCGUCCAUGUAAGUUAUAGUUACGCUGCACAGUCACAAGAUGGCAGCACUACAACCUUCGUUGCUAGCAGAUAAACUCUUUUGGCGGU